AAUAAUUGUUUAUCUUAUGAAGUCUAUUUUAUGUUUCUAUACGAGUUUUUUUUUCUUGCAUCGAAAGAUUUUCAUAACCAUAUUUUGGUAGAUUUAUAAGAUUGGAUUGUUUGCUCAAACCAACAGGGGUUCUUGUUGAGCUUGUUCGAAGGUCAUUGUAUCAUCAAUUUUACAUGUCACAAUUUGCAUCGUUGAAUUUCCAGGAUUUCAGAACUCAAUUUCAAAGAUAUCGUUUUUGUGCUUUUAGAAUAAUUUAAAAUCUAUAAUUUUGUUUUUUAAUUUAUUUGAUUGUAUUGUUUAUGUAAUUUUUCAAAGUUGGCUUGCGAUAUAAAUUUUAAAAUUUCAGGGUUAUAAAAUUUGUCCCUUUUUUUUAAGUUCCACUUAAGAUUUCAUGACUUUUCAGGUGAUUGCAACCCCUGGCUUGAUAAUUGCGGAAAUCUUUAGACCGAAACCAUUUGACACAUCCAGCAUCUAGAUUAAGGUAGCUAAAAACAUCUUUGUGAUCAAGUACAGAAUACAUGGACAUAAUUCAAGCUAUCAAAUAAAUUAUUUAUAGACGAUCUUCAUAAUAAUUUUUAUUAAUUUCAUUAAUUAAUCAUAAAUAAUCUUUAUUUAUACAUAAAAACAAAUUUAAUUGCGUCCAAAAAAAAAACUGUAGAAGCAAUGGGUAAGACAGGAGAAGUAAUUUAAGUUUUAAAAUGAUCGAUCGAUGAAAAAACACCAGGAAUCUCUUUUAUUAACACAAUAUCACGUCUAAAGACGCUUAAAGUGGGUGGGUCUAUAAUUCCUAAGGAAAUAAACUUAAUAAUAAGAUGACUGAAUUGCAAGUUGUUUGUUUACACGCUAACAAACCACGUGAUAAAAUAACGCAAUGUAAUUGGCUAAAAUAUCCGUCCCAUGAAAUGUCUGAACGUCCUUUCUCUUUACAAUAAAAACAAAUACGAAAGAAAAAAUUGUUCCAGAUAAGAAAAUUAACCAGGAAAAGCGCGAAGCAGUCAUAUAUUUUAUCAUGUUGAUUUUUUAAUGUGGUUUGUCAAACACAGCAAGUAGAACUGUAGUGAAGAGAGAGGGGAGUGAAAAAAGGCUGUGUCAGCAAUUUAAGCUUAUAUUGUUGUCAAAAAUUUUAAGAACAUUAAUAGUUAAUUUUGUACCUUUUUUUCACUAAAAAAGUUUGCUUACGUCAGAUUUUUAUUCUGUUUAUAUCAAGGAAAAGCAAGAAGAGUUGUGAGGUUUAGUUUGGAAGGGUUAGUGUUUGCAUAAGUAAGCAAGAACUAUUGUCAGAACAAGAAAGAGACGUUAGAUUUCUAUAGUAUUGUCAUUCGUCUCUAACUAAGUAAAUGCGUUUCUUUAUAAAUAAAUGUACUACUUUUCGGAUUCCGGCUAAAUAUUUCUUCCUCUUUUAGGAUUUAUUUUUAAAAAAUAUGAACAAUCUAUGUUAGCCAUAUAUUUUUUCUGUUUUGGUAAUUUAUCAAGUUACUAAAAUAUAUUUCACGUCUUUUUUACGUACUCCUUUAUUUCAGUCAUUUUCCUUAUAUUUCAACAAAUGCCAUUCUUAGGCAGCAAUUUAGAACUUAAGAAUGAGAAAAUUGUUCCUCUCUAUUUUCUCUUGUUUUCUUGCUUAUUCUCGUUUUUCUUUUGCUUUUUGUUUUUUUGUUUUUUUCGUUUAUUCUCGUUUCUUGUUUUUUCCGAUUCUUUAUUGUUUUCCUUAAAUCUAUCCCAAUUUAUGGUUGUUUUUUUUACAUUACUUAGUUAAUUCCCCUUCCUUUGUCUCUUUUCAGAAGUUUUUGCAACUACUUUGAUUUUUAAGGUAGCUAAGGUGCUAUGUCUAACAAGACUGAUGAGAGUAGUCUUGUGCGAGGUUCUAGGUUUAUAAAACACUGCCAUGUUUGUGUUGCAGCAACUGGAAAAUAAUUUAAGGUUGAUAGGUGCUAUUAUGCGUCAGAUUUUAGAUGUUUCUGAAGAAGCUGAACAGUGGCAAGAAUGUCACAUGUUAAACCAGGUGUGUCAAGUAUUGAUGAUUUUUUCUUUAGCUAGAGUUGCUAAACGUGACAUUUUUUUAACAUUCUGAAACAGUUAACAAUUGACAUUAUGGUACUGUUAGGCAGGUACAGGUGCUUAAUCGUAAAAAUUAAUGAGCAGACAGCCAGUAGACGUCAUCGAGAUGCUCAAAAACAUGUAACUACACUUUAAAUGGAAAAUAAUGUGAAGACUGUCAAUAAACGACCUCGAGAUGCUCGAAGGCGUGCUGUUGUUUGUAGACGUGAAAAAUAACGCAGCAUCACAAUGUUACACUUCAAAAAGUAUUGAGUAGCGCUGUUUUGUUAGUUUUAUGUGGUACUAAUGUACGCCCUUCAUCUUUGUAGGUAGUGGUAAUUGUUUUUGUAGAGUAAAUUAAUUGCUUCUUAAUAGUAUACAAAACAACUCACAAGUAAUAUCCUUUUUAAUUUAUUUAAUCGAUCUGUAUAAUAUUGACGUAGUUGGUCUUAGGAGAAAUUAGAAAAAUUAGAAAGAAAUAUAUCAUGAAUAUUAAAUUAACCCUGUUCGCCUUGUUCUGGAUAAAAAGCAUGCUCUUCUGUCAAUGCGAGGAUGGCAUUUAUCAUAUGGUUUAUCAAGAGCUAAAGCCUUUUAUAUUUACUAAUGACAAAAACGAAACUGAUGGUAUGCUUGCAAAAGUGUUCACCGGGAUUAAGCACUACUGUUUUUUAAAUAAUGAGGUCCAACGAAAUAUAACCGAAUUUGUUCAAUACCGACACCGAAGUAAUAGUCAAGAGGAAUUGAUGGAAAUACUUACAAACAAAAGUAUGUCAUAUGGCACAGGCAAAUUGUCCAAUAUUUCAAAGAAUAAAGCAAUGUGGGGACCUUUAACAACUUUUAAAAUGAAUAACACUGCUCUUGAAAGUCGAGGAUUGUAUCGAUACACUUUCCACAGAUCAACAGCAAUAGCAGUGAUUGUUACGCGGGAAAAAAUAUCAUUGUACAACAAGUUUAUCAGAGGUUUUUUAAGUUGUAAACAUAUAGUUACUUUGGCUGCGCUACUGAUUGUGAUUUUUGGUAUUCUAAUUUGGAUACUGGAAAGAAAGGUUAACGACAACUUCAACGAAUCUUUUUUAAAAGGAGCAAUGACUGGCAUAUGGUGGAGCUUUAUAACACUUACAACAGUUGGUUAUGGAGAUGUAGUACCCAAGUCCCCACUAGGAAGAAUAUUGGCUUGUGUUGUAAUGCACACUGGAAUGGUAAUUAUAUGCGUUAUAACAGGCACAGUAACAGCUGUGGUAAGUGGCACAAGUGAUCUAGGGAUAUAUGAAAGACGUGUUGCAGUAAUGAAAGAUUCCUACGAAGAAAGAAUUGCUAAAGGGGAUUACAAAGCAGAAACUAUCAGUGUGGGAAGCUAUGAAGAAGUGGUACAAAAAGUUCGCAAUGGAGAAGUUUUUGCAGGUCUUAUGAACGAAGAUGUUGCAUUUGCAUAUCAAGACAACAUCAUUGCGGAUGAUGCAUCAGCCCCACUUAGAUUUGUAUACACAGUUCCAGCGAUUAUUGACGUAUCUUUAAUGGUAUCUGAUCUUACAGAAUUUGCGUUACGUUACUGGGGAUGUUUUAAUGCUCUGAAUGAAGAAAUUGCCCAUAGCUCUGUCAGAGAAUUUCAAACCAAACUUAAGAUUGAGACUUUAUAUAACAUUCCUAUCAAGGAUUUACUAAAAAAAAGAUUUUUUCUGGUUUUACUUGGACUUGCAUUUGGUCUCAUACUAAUGGGAAUAUUGCUAGAAAUGUUCAGAAAAGUAAGAUCAAGUGCUAAAAUUACCAAUUAUGGAGAAGAGGUUAGUGUCGCUAGAACCACACCAAGUAAAUCGUAAAAUAAGAAAAAAGUAAACGCAAAAUGUAAUCAACGAAACUAAUUUUAUUUUGAAAUCCUGCAUAAUUAGUAGCAUAAUCAAAGUACUUUUUUUGGUGUGACAAAUGUACACUCUUUUAUUUUUUUUAAAAUGUAAUAUAUAGAAGUAUGCUCAAAACUUGAAGUUUAAUCGAUCAAAAAUGUGUAAACAACGUAGCGUGUUUUAUUUAAUGUAUGUAUUUCAGUUUGGUAUUGUUCAUCAGUUAAAAUAAUUUAAGAAAGAUUCACACUUUUCAUAUGAGCAUAUUAUUAUUAGCGUAUUACAUAAGAGUAGCCAGGGGACACGACAAGUAGGCAAAACAAUUUGAAAGAGUUAUUGCGCACCAAAUUGUUUACAUUUUCUACUUUAUGGAAAAAUGGAAUAGAAAUGUGUUGUUAAUUGAGGGCACUAGAACAUGUCAUGGUAUCUAUGUAGCAAACCUUGACAUUAUGUUUGCGAAUGUUUAUUGUGAUAGUUUCCUUUUCUGAGAAAACAUGAUCUUGUGAACGUUUUUGAAAAACAAUAGUUCAUUUUCGAUUGUUAAGUUUGUGAUAAAUGGUAAUAAUUUGUUAAAAGAGGUUGUUUAUUCUGACAGAAAAGUCAGGAAUUUUGAAAAUAAAGGCAAAUUGUCAUGAAAAUUUAGUCUUUUUAUGAAAAUCCAGCAACUUUAGGUAUGUUAUUAUUGGCUUAUAAACCGUUUAGCCGGGCGCUACAGGAAAAUAGCGACUGAGGUUGUGACGUUAUGGACCGAACGCAGUGAGGUUCAUAUGGAAACAACCGAGGUUGUCGCUUUAUAAUGGAUCCAGGAAAUCGAAGUCCCGAAAAUUCCUAAAAUCUUCUUUUGGGAUUGUUUCUUUGAUUUUUUUUGCUAGCCAAACACUACGCCAACACCAACAAUGUUAGUCGAAUUUUUUUAACUCGCCAACAAGCUAGAUUUCGACGCUAUGAAAAUACAGUGCGUGUAGUUUUUUUCAGAUUGUGUAAUUUUGUAAUAAUAAUUUUUGUAAAAAAUGAAGGUAUUGAUAUGAGGGUUUGGAUCAGUAUCAGUUUUGAUGUGGAGGCAGUGGCGGAAGGUGGGUGUUUACCAUUAUAAUGAUGAUGUGGGGGCUCAAAAUGUAGGUGGGGGUCAAUUUCUCGAUGCGGAGGUUCGUUUCCCAGUACACACUAUGGUACAGUUACACCUCUGCUAAAUCAGUUUUGUUUUCGUUUGUUUGUGUGUUUUUUUUGUUUGUCUGCUUUCUACUUGUUUAGGUGGAGUUAGGCAUGGUUAUCACUGUCUUAUCUGAAGGUGAACUACGCAUCUGCUAACGAUUCGUACAAUGGAUGAGUCAGUUAAAAAGCUGCGGCAAAGUUAUUUUUGGAAAAUACAUUACACUCGAAACUUCAGCUCGCUGCAAAAUAAUCCAAUUACUUCACGCUAGCAGGUGAACAAGGAUACAAAGAGACAGAUUGAAAUAUGUACGAGGUCAAAUUUUUGUGGCUUUAUAUAUGGGUUAACUAACUAGUCUUUUAUAAUAAAGAUUUACCCAAAAUACAAAAAUACAAAGUUUCUGUGAUGUUUGAAAUCGGAAUCUAUUAAGAUCGUUUGUGCGAUAAAAAAUUGUUACAGUUAUAAACCCAGUGCAAAGUUUAUUAUUUACGUAAAAAAAGUCAUGAAAGAGAGUUUAGAAUUUGUAAAAACAAAAUGGAAAAAUU
This is a messenger RNA of Hydractinia symbiolongicarpus, 5564 nucleotides long. RefSeq lists its product as uncharacterized. The transcript has 2 exons. NCBI's taxonomy places the organism in Eukaryota, Metazoa, Cnidaria, Hydrozoa, Anthoathecata, Hydractiniidae. Gene Ontology annotation, molecular function: voltage-gated potassium channel activity. The coding region runs from base 2520 to 3851 and encodes 443 amino acids. Gene Ontology annotation, biological process: potassium ion transmembrane transport. The record is from RefSeq and is a predicted model, not a curated record.